Polistes dominula (European paper wasp) is the source of this 985-nucleotide messenger RNA. RefSeq names its product peptidyl-tRNA hydrolase 2, mitochondrial. Gene Ontology annotation, molecular function: peptidyl-tRNA hydrolase activity. Lineage: Eukaryota; Metazoa; Arthropoda; Insecta; Hymenoptera; Vespidae. Gene Ontology annotation, cellular component: cytosol. The record is from RefSeq and is a predicted model, not a curated record.
AAAUGGAUUUGUAUUAUAUGUUGUACAUAUGUAUAUGAUAUCGUUUCUUUAAGCAUCUGGAAUACACGUGAUUAUAAUAGUCGAUUUUAAUAUAUAAUAAUUGUUUUAACUAAAAUAAAGUACUAUUAUGCAUAUGAAAAUAAUCUAAGUUAAUUUUAUCAUUUAUUGUAUUGUCACAAAAGAAUCAGAGACGAGUUCUGCAAAUUAUUCACACUCUGUCGGCUCAUUCAGGAAAUAAAACUCAUGCCAUAACUGCCACUUCACACACUUGUAACAUAAACAUCUAUUUUAUCCUUAGAUCACAGAUGAUUUGUUAAAUAUCUUUUAACAAUAAGCCUUCAAAAGAAAGAAGAUAUUACAACAAUUAUAAGAAAGAAGACAAAUUUUUGAUAAAAUAUUUUACAGUAUUUUAUACAAAAAUGGAUAUUAUAAAAUUAAUCUCUAAUAAUGGCAUAGAUUCCAAAUAUGGAUUUGCAAUUUGUGUCAUAACUGGUUAUUUUGUCUAUAAAUAUAUAAUUUAUCGAGUACCGUGGAUUAAAAAACCUGAGCCGAAAAACAAUUCGACGACUGUUCCAUAUGCAAGGUUUAACAUUAAUGAAGAAUGUAAAUUAGUAUUAGUUGUAAGGAAUGACUUAAAAAUGGGCAAAGGAAAGGUUGCUGCUCAAUGUGCGCAUGCAGCUGUAGCAGCGUAUAAGAGUUGUUUAAAGUAUCCUCUCGUUCUAAAAGCUUGGGAAAAAUGCGGUCAAAUGAAAAUUACUGUUAAGGUGAAUAGUGAGGAUGAACUAAAAGCAGUAUCAAAAGCAUCCAGAGAAAUUGGUCUAUUGACAAAUGUAAUACAAGAUGCGGGACACACGCAAAUAGCUCCAGGAAGUAAAACUGUAUGCGCGGUGGGCCCUGGGCCAGUGACAUUGAUUAACUUAGUAACUGGGCAUUUAAAACUUUAUUAGAAUACUUAUAAGGAAAAAAAAAAUAAAAUAAAAUAAAA